CACAAUGGCGGAGUUUGGUGCUGCAGUUCACAGUAACCUUGCCUGGUAGAAACCUUGGGGGAGGGAGGGAUAUCACCACAAACACUUUCUUUCUGACUUCUGAGGUGAAACUGAACUGGUGUGUGUCAGGACUGUUCUGAAGAUGUCACAGAGAGGCUGAUUUCCACGGGAAUGUUAUUAAAAUCAGUUUCCUGGCGGUGAAAGAUGGGAAUUCUGACAGUUUGGCUGUCUGGCGUAUGCGAGACCAGAUGAGGCUGAGAUCAGGGCUGGUGAACGCAUUUCUGGGGUAUUACUGAAGAGGACCUGUGCACAGGUUCACGCUGCGCUCGGCAGAGUGGCGCUUCCUCCCCCAUGGAGAAUUACUUCCAGGCUGAGGCCUUUAACCUGGACAAAGUGUUGGAUGAGUUUGAGCAGAACGAAGAUGAAACGGAUACUCCUACACUUACUGACACCAAGUGGACUCAGAUUCUCGCUCCACCAGCUCACCUGUUGUCCCUGAACCCUGCACUGACUAAUGCUGAUCUCAGUCCGCGAGACAGCCCUCUCAAUCUCAAUUUCAAACCUCUGCUAGAACCUUUGACUUCUGGCAGCUCUUCCGUGGUAGAGGUAACUGUGCCUGAUGUGAAGCAGGAACCAGAGACGUGGAGUGAAGAAAGGCCAGUGGAUAUCCACAGUCCCCCUCUGCUCCAGCCCAACAUUGGCAAGCUGGUCAGCGCUGACAGUCAAGUGCUGGAUUCUCCUCCUGCCACAAGGAGGACAGCUGAGAAUGGGUGUCCGUCCAAACUAGAGUGCAAUGGGGUUAAUGAGGUUCCUCAGCCAAGAGAUGACCCAAAUUCUCCUCCUACAGAUUCACCCAGCAUCCUAGACUCAGGUGUUGGUCACCAAAGGCAACAGCAGGACAAUGUUGCUGAGCAGGAUAACUCCCGUUUUAAUGAUGAUGGUUUUUCAAAUCCUGAGCAAGGGCUUGGCCGAGGGGAGUCAGGCUUGAACAAUGGUUCUUUGUCGGUUGAGAUGGAGUCUGAGGGCAUUGAGGAAGUUGCCAGAAUGGACUCUCAUUUUGCUCUUCCAAAAGGGGGCAAUUCUGAGAAAGGGGAGAAGCUUCUGCAAGAACCUGGUAGUGGCACACAGGAACUUGUAGUUGACCAAGAGUGUCACACUGUAAACACUAUUCCGAACGGAACUGUCCUCAAGACGGAGAGUUUUGAACAAGAUAAAUUGGUUGUAAAAGAGAAAGAAACAAAGAAUCAAGAUUUGUUCCUUGAAUCGCCACAGAACGAGAGAGCUUAUCCUAAUGGCCUGGCUGAAAAAAGUGAAGAUCAACGGAUCCACCUUCCUCCAGCCCUUUUAAAGGAAGACUCGAUAACUGAGGAGAAGGAGAUGGAGGAGAGCAAACAGGAAUGCUGCGAGCCUAACCGAGGCUCUGAGACGAGCUCCAAACUCAACAAUGGUCGAUUGCAACUGGUCAGCGUUCCCUACGGUGGUGCAAGGCCCAAACAACCUGUCAGCCUGAAGCUGCAGAUCCCUCGAUCUUUCUCGGGUCAAGUCCAAAACGAACUUGGUUCCACUGGCAGGAAUAAGAACCUGGAGGCCCAGUGCAGGGCAGGUGGCCUUGAGUCAUCUUGUGGGGGAACAGAAUCUAGGGCCGCUCGAGUCAACGUAGAGAGUGGAGAUGGUUCCUCGGGCUUGCACAUCCCCUCUGAGAACCCUGACAAUGAUCUCCAAGCAGGUCAGCAGGGAGCUCUUGCAAGGAAACCUUUCAGUUCUCUUGGUGAAGUGGCUCCUGUCUGGGUGCCGGACUCUCAAGCACCAAUCUGCAUGAAGUGCGAAGUCAAGUUCACCUUUACAAAGAGAAGACACCACUGUCGGGCCUGUGGCAAGGUUUUCUGUGCCGCAUGCUGCAGUCUGAAGUGCAGGCUGAUGUACAUGGACAGGAAGGAGGCGCGAGUCUGUGUGACGUGUCAUCACACUUUAACCAGCGCUCAGUCGUGGAAGAGCGCGGGGAACGGCUCCAGCCAGAGUCCGAACCCCAACAACCCGGCCGAGUACUGCUCCACCAUCCCGCCCCUGCAGCAGGCCCAGGCGUCCGGCGCCCUCAGCUCUCCGCCUCCCACCGUCAUGGUGCCUGUCGGAGUCCUCAAGCAGCCGGGCGCUGAGGGUUCUCUGUCUCGUGAGCAGAGAAGAGUUUGGUUCGCUGAUGGUAUUUUACCCAACGGAGAAACCACAGACUCCUCUAAAGGACCUGCUCCAAACCCACAUUCGAGCCCCGCCCAGCCUCCGGCUGUGUCCCAAAUCUCCAGCAAAUCCACAGCCAGCACUCAUGGGGUGACCCGCGGUCCCGGAGCUCCAGUGGGAAGCUCGGUCAGUCUGAUCCCAGAGGACGGACUUCCUCCCAUCCUCAUCUCCACUGGAGUUAAAGGAGGUACGGGAGGCCACAUCACAGAUUACGCGGUGGAGGAGAAGCCGUUGGAGGUCCUGCUUCUUCAGCAGCUGGAGGAAGGAGGCCCCGAGCCGCUGGUGUUUGUGCUCAACGCUAACCUGCUAGCCAUGGUUAAGCUCGUCAACUAUGUAAACAGGAAGUGCUGGUAUGUGAUGUCGAAGGGCAUGCACGCUGUGGGCCAGGCCGAGGUGGUGGUGUUGCUGCAGUGCCUCCCUGAUGAGAAGAGCAUCCCGAAAGACAUCUUCAGCCAUUUUGUGCAGCUUUAUCAGGAAGCUCUCGCAGGAAACGUGUUGAGCCACCUGAGCCACUCGUUCUUCACACAGAGCUUCCUGGGCAGUAAGGAACACGGUGGGUUCCUCUACAUCACCCCGACCUUCCAGUCUCUCCAGGACCUCCUGCUGCCCAACCCGCCCUUCCUGUUCGGGAUCUUGGUGCAGAAGUGGGAGACGCCGUGGGCCAAAGUGUUCCCCAUCCGCCUCAUGCUGCGCCUCGGAGCCGAGUACCGCUUUUAUCCCUGUCCGUUAUUUAGCGUGCGCUUCAGAAAGCCUCUUUUUGGAGAAACUGGUCACACCAUCAUCAACCUGCUCGCAGACUUCAGGAAUUAUCAGUACACGUUACCGGUGGUCAGAGGUCUGGUGGUGGACAUGGAAGUGAGAAAAACCUGCAUUAAAAUCCCCAGUAAUCGCUACAACGAGCUCAUGAAGGCCAUGAACAAGUCGAACGAGCACGUGUUGGCGAUGGGGGCGUGUUUUAAUGAGCGGGCCGACUCCCACCUUGUGUGUGUGCAGAACGAUGAUGGAAACUACCAGACGCAGGCCAUCAGCAUCCAUCACCAACCUCGCCAAGUAACAGGAGCAAGUUUCUUUGUCUUCAGUGGAGCUCUGAAGGCCUCGUCUGGGUUUUUGGCCAAAACCAGUAUUGUUGAAGAUGGUGUGAUGGUUCAGAUCACAGCAGAGACGAUGGAGGACCUGCGCCAGGCUCUGCGAGAGAUGAAGGAUUUCACCAUCGUGUGUGGAAAAGCCGAUCAGGAGGAAACGCAGGAGAACGUCCACAUCCAAUGGACAGAGGACGACUUGAACUUCAACAAGGGAGUGAUUAGUCCGAUUGAUGGCAAGUCGAUGGAGUCGAUAACGAGUGUAAAGAUUUUCCAUGGAUCCGAGUACAAAGCCAAUGGGAAAGUUAUCCGCUGGACCGAGGUGUUUUUCCUGCAGAGUGAGGACCAGACUAACGGGGACCCUGCGGAUCACAGCCGGCUGACGGAGAACGUAGCGAGAGCCUUCUGCAUGGCCCUGUGUCCUCACCUGAAACUGCUGAAAGAGGACGGCAUGGCCAAGCUGGGGCUCCGCGUCACCCUGGACUCGGAUCAGGUGGGUUACCUGGCGGGCAGUAACGGUCAGCCCUUGCUCCCUCAGUACCUGAGUGAUUUGGACAGCGCCCUGAUCCCUGUGAUCCACAGUGGGGCGUGUCAGCUGAGCGAGGGGCCCGUGGUCAUGGAGCUCAUCUUCUACAUCCUGGAGAUCAUCUCUUAAAGGAGGUUCUUCUUCUAAAAUUCAAAUCGACCUCAUUUCCCCCCCAUUUGCACUUCAGAGAACUGAAUGCUGCGGAAUCAUGAACAGGACGCAGCAGCGGCGCCGUUCCAGCAGAUCACCUAUGCACCAUUUUUACACAUGAACCAUCUCCAAACAUCUCCACUGGAGCCACGGGUUCCAACAACCUCAGAGUUUUGGUGCUUUUUUUGUUUUUCCUCCACUGUGGAAAUCUCAAAAUGCUGCUGGGAGCAAAGGAAAAGGAAAAAAAACAGGAACAGAAGGGAAAUCGUGGAGGUCUUUGAUCUUGAUGGAUGGACGAUGGAGCGUUCACGUGUCGGCAUGUUCUUGGUUCCAAGUGGAACCCUGCUAAGAAGCUUGUACAGAAAGUCUGAGAAAGUAAAAUUUUUGAUAACCAAUGAAAUGGAGAGGAUUUGAGUUUUAAUGUCUGAAGCAUUUAAAAAUUUAUUUCAUACUGAAAGCAUUUAACACUAAAAAUCUUUGUAUAUAAAAUCAGUACAGAAUUAUACAAGAUUCCUGGCUAGCUAGUUAAAAUGCUACCUGCUAGCAACUUAAAGGGGCAGUUUGUAAUUUUUAGAUGUUUCUAAAUGUCUAAAAAUGGGGGGAACCCACUAAAAACUUUUAUUUAAAAUCUUACCGUGCAGUGAAUACUACUAUAGAUCCUUCAUUUCAGGCUUUUGUUUACAUUUUCCUGGCUUGGAAAUAAGCUCCGCCCCAUGUUGGAACACACAUCUUACCCUUCCCCCAUAUCUUUCCGUUAAAACAGAAUAUACUUGCAGUUCACUUUACAGACAGCAGGGGGAGCUAGCAAACUCUUCCACAAGAAGACUACACCUUUAAUUUUACACACUACCACGCAACAGGAACGUCACGCUGCUAAUUUUGCUGCUUUUUUGUAAGUCAAAUAUUAAACAAAGUAUUUCCAUUAUUUUUUUUUCUCUCUCUCUCUUUUGGAACCGUUGUGGCUUAAUGAUGUUCCCUGAGGGCGGAGCUUUUAACAAGACCAUAUGACGCCAUCACUAGUCCGUCUUUUCUUUGAUUUAGUUUUCAGAUUAACGUGGUUUCUUGGCGAGCUUCUUGGUUACACAAGAUAUCAACAUUCGCAUUAUGUUGCGUUCCGUUAGCAUGUUUAUACAACUAGCCUUGUUUGCAAGUGAGCGAGCUAGCUAAUGUUAUCUAGCUAUUACAUUUAAUUGAAACCAGUAGUGAGUAACUGAUUGAUUGAUUGAUUGAUUGAUUGAUUGAUUGAUUGAUCAAGUUAGGCUUAAGCUCCGCCCUGUUGAUGGAGGUGUGGGGCUUAAGCUCCACCCCUAUUGAUGGAGGCGUGCUUGGGGAAAACCUUUUGCUAGUUUCUGAAAGUUUAAUUUGAAGUAAACAUCUCAAAUCCGCCACCUUUCAUUGGUUUUUGCACGUAACCAAUCAGAGACCAGACUGCUGGGAGAGGGGGAAGUCACAUGACACAGAAGUGAUGGUGUAAAACCAGGAUGUCCUGCUCAGAGUGAUUUCUUUACUAUUAGCUUUAAUCACCAGAUGCUUUAUUUCACCGUUAUGGACCUUGGUGUGUGUUUGGUGGGGUGUUUUUGUUUUUUUUUAUUUGAUUUGUAAGUUAAAUUUCUCCAAAGCUGGAGUGACGUAGCUUUUUGAGCUGAAGCGUUGGAUCGGGAGUGAUUGUUGUGUGAGGACGUGUUUACAGAGGGACCUGUGGAUGGAUGACUGUUAAUGAUCAUUAAACAGAACCAGGAUUUCACAAGUGUUCUGCUAACUGUUUUGACACGCCCCGUCCUUGUCCCCUUACGAUCCCAAAUACGACCCUAACUUCAUGGAACGUGUUUUGGAAACGGGUUUCUGAAUUAAAUUAACAUUUGAUCUAAACACAGUUGUAUUGGCGCUACUCUCCUGCGAGAGUCAGAAGUUUUAACUGCUUCUGUUCUGCUCUUAAUGUCCAGCUAAUUCACUAACAACUCGUACGCUUUGUCUCAGAUCAUGUACACCAGUGGGCGAGUUUGCUCCUUGACUGUUUCCAUUCGCCUAUAUACCGGUUUACUGACUAACUGUUUCACUAACUAGCUGGUUAGCAGGUCAUGUUGUGGUCAGCAAGCUGGUGGUGAGGAGCAGCCAGUGCAGAAAUUUGCUAGCUUCCUAACCGAGUAGUAGAAUUAGAUCUUCAAGCAGGUUCCACAGGUCUCCAUCAGCUAAUAAGUUGGUUUGCUGGGUGGCCACCAUCUACCAGAAUAAGACCCUGGGCGUUGUAGACAAACAGAUGAAUAAAGCCCGGUUCAGAAAAUUAAAAUCUGUUGUUAAAGGUUAACACUUAGCAAGAGCAGUGUUUGUUUUAUUUAUUUUGCACUGCAUUCUGGGUAAAGGGCGUGCAGUGGGUCUGCAGGAAUAGUGAAGGAGUGAGAGGAAGUUGGCAAAGGCGCAUUAAAAACCGGCGAAUGAAUGAAUGCUGGUGAAAGGACGAAUAAAAACCAGGUCUUUGCAGAUUUAGUUGUCCCGUCGUGUCAUCGGAGCAUCAUGUGAUCUGAAGUGGACUGUAAAUCCCACUUCAUCAGAAGAGAUGAUGGAAAGACUCAGUUUUUUUUUGUAAAGAACUGCACUGGGGAUAAAGCCAUCGUACAGGAGCCAAGAGUCACAUGAUCACUGAAAGAACUACACGGGGUGCCAUUACUUUUACUUAAAAUACUCUUUAAUGAUUUCAUGACAAUGCUUUACUUUGAUUGGCUACGACGUGUUGAUGGAGUCAAACUGAAAAACACAAUGUUAUGAAUUUCAGUGUUUACAUUUCAGCUGGACUGGAACAGAUUCAGAAAGUUCUGUGGUUCUGACCGGGUCAUGAAAAGCCUGAGCGGUUCCAGUUUUUAACAGACAGCCAAUCAGAAUCGAGUAUUCAAAUCAAACAGUGCAUUUGUGUUAAACUUCGCUAAACCAUUUUUGUUUCAGAGCCUUAGGAAAAUUCAGAGUUCACGUUUUCAUGACCUUUUGCUUUAAAAACUGUCUGACAAAUCCGUAAACUAAAAACCCAUCUGGAGUUUUUGGAUCAGUGUUCCCGAAUCGAUCGGCUCUGUUACAGAAACGUGACGAGUUUAUUUUAACGCAGCGUUUAACAAAGAAAAUGUUCAGUGUUCAUUUUUCCCGCUGAUGGAGCUCAAAGCAGCUGUUACUGUUCACAUCUGUCAAGGUUUCAUUUCUAUUUAUUUCCUGUCCGAGAAGUCGUCCGUGUGGAGUGUGUUUUUUUGUUUGAUUUUUAAACUGCACAGUAAACCUGCAUGUGUGGGAACUUUUGGUCAGAAAGUGUGAAAUAUAGUUGAGUGAAACACGUUACACACUUUUUUUAUACGAAAUAUUUGGACAUGAGCGUCAGAAGGUUCUGAGAUUAAAUGAAAUUAAAGCAUUUUAAAUGCUGAUGUGGGUCAAAAAGCUUCAGAUGUAAAACAGGAAGCCAAAAAGACACGUUAACGUGCUCCAUGUUUGUUUUUUGUCAAUAAAAUGGAGACUUGAGAAAGUUGUAUUAUAUGUAAAAUAAAAACCUUCUGAACUUG
Messenger RNA from Neoarius graeffei (lesser salmon catfish), 7523 nucleotides. RefSeq names its product zinc finger, FYVE domain containing 9a (gene zfyve9a). Gene Ontology annotation, molecular function: metal ion binding. The transcript has 19 exons. Bases 352 to 3966 code for a protein of 1204 amino acids. Lineage: Eukaryota; Metazoa; Chordata; Actinopteri; Siluriformes; Ariidae. The record is from RefSeq and is a predicted model, not a curated record. Gene Ontology annotation, cellular component: early endosome membrane; endosome. Gene Ontology annotation, biological process: liver development; endosomal transport.